Molecule: messenger RNA, 672 nt
Organism: Penicillium paradoxum
Lineage: Eukaryota; Fungi; Ascomycota; Eurotiomycetes; Eurotiales; Aspergillaceae
Product: putative GPI anchored protein
Exons: 2
Coding region: 1-672 (223 amino acids)
Source: RefSeq, a predicted model, not a curated record
AUGAAGUUCUCUUUCCUUGCCUUGACGGCCAUCGUCCCAUUGGCCACAGCACACUUCAGGCUGAUCUAUCCCACGUCCCGCGGCUUCAAUUCGGACACUAUGACGAAAUUCCCCUGUGGUGGGAUGGGCCAAUCUUCCAAUCGUACUCAGCUUCCAUUGUCCGGUGGCUCAUUCCCCGUCGCUCUUGAGAUGCACCACGCCCAAACUGCCGUCGAGGUUCUCCUCGCCCUAGGCAACGAUCCCGGCGACCACUUCAAUAUUGUCCUUACGCCAACUUUCCAAGUCAACGGUCUGGGGGAGUUCUGCUUGCCUCAUGUUGAGAUCAAUGAGAAACUAAUCGGUCGUAAUCUCACCAAUGGAAUGAACGCUACCCUCCAGGUGCAGACCAACGGUGACCCAACGGGUGGCCUCUAUGCGUGUGCCGAUAUCCAAUUCUCUUCCAGUGUCACCUACCAGACACCCUCUACUUGUACCAACAAUACCAACCUUGCUGCCACUGCCUUCCCCAAGGACUCUGCUAGGCGCAAUGCCAACGAAUCUACCGGCGAAGGCCAAGCCCAGAGUGGCUUCCCCCUUACUACUGCUUCUUCUAAGGGCGUUGCUGUGCCUAUGCAAACCGCUGCUUGGGGUAUGCUUGGAGCUGCUAUCGCUGGUGGCAUUGCUGUUCUUUAA